GUUCUAGAGAUGUCAUUUGUUGAUGAUGCGAAGCGUCUGUUUGGCACAAUAGACCUUUAUGAAAUUUUGCACUUGAAAGGAUCGAAAUCGAAACGAAUGAAUUACAGCCAAGCAGAAAUCAAAAAGGCGUUUUUUAAGCUGUCAUUACAAUUUCAUCCUGAUCGUUGCAAUGAUGAGACGAAAAAGUUGGAAACAACAGCUAAAUUCCAAAUCUUAAAUCAUGCUUAUGCUGUUCUUAGUGAUAAGCAAAGGAAAGCUAUUUAUGAUGAAGUGGGAAUUAUUGGCGAUGCUGAAAUUUGCUCCGAAGAUGUGGACUGGCUUGCUAGAUGGAAAUUGAUAUUUAAGAAGAUAACGAAAGAAGAUAUUGACAACUUUAUAAGAAAAUUCAGGGACUCUGGCGAAGAACGUGAUGCAGUUAAAGAAGCUUACAUAAAAUACAAGGGUGAUAUGGGGAAAAUUCUGAAUGAUGUUAUUGGUGUUACAUACGAAGAUGAAGAGCGUUUGCACAAUAUGAUAAGUGAUAUGAUUGAAUCUGGCGAAUUGAAAGCAACGCGAUAUUUUGUUUCUGAGCCGGAAAGAAAAAAAGCUAAACGUCGUAAAGCAGCACAGCGUGAAGCAGAGGAAGCAGAGAAGAUAUUGAAAGAGGUUCAAAGGAAGGAAGGCGCUAAGGAUCUCGUCACUCUUAUUCAAAAUCGACAGCAAAAAAAUCUUGCAUCAUUUAAUCAACUUUGUGAUUCUUUAACCGUAAAAUAUGCGAAGAAAUCAAGAAAAACAAAGUGAUAAACGCAUAUUUUCCUAUGCGUUUUAAUUGUUUUCUAUAGUGAUUUCCAUUUCUCCGAUAUAUGAUAAGCAUCUAAUGGUCGAACGAUCAACAUUAACCAUGCUACUACUAGGGAAACAAUUAAUGUAGCUAAUGUUCUCAAAAAAGCAGUUAAUGUAAACAUUAGUUACAUCUCAAAAUAUUUUGUGUACUGUGUAUCUGCGCAUCGUUUAUGCAAUCAUGUUUCAUAUCCUCGUUGAACCCUUAUUUAUAUUCUAAGGUUAUAUGAAACAUACGCUGCUGUUACGUUCAUGUCAAUAAUUAUUUAUGCUAAUCGGUAGAUUGAUUUUUUUUAAAAUCUUUCUACAAUGUAUCUACACAGAGUUUUCUUCGAUAGAUGUUUAUCGUGUCCUGAACAUGAACUAACUGAUUUGAUAGCGUUAGCUGAAAUUGAGGGUUUUAUAAACUUGUGUUUGGUCGAAAUGUGGCCAUAUAAAACGGUUUUACG
This is a messenger RNA of Loa loa (African eye worm), 1268 nucleotides long. Its product is annotated as DnaJ domain-containing protein. NCBI's taxonomy places the organism in Eukaryota, Metazoa, Nematoda, Chromadorea, Rhabditida, Onchocercidae. The transcript has 5 exons. The record is from RefSeq and is a predicted model, not a curated record. Bases 10 to 780 code for a protein of 256 amino acids. Gene Ontology annotation, cellular component: cytoplasm; nucleus. Gene Ontology annotation, molecular function: oxidoreductase activity, acting on paired donors, with incorporation or reduction of molecular oxygen; monooxygenase activity; heat shock protein binding.